Puma concolor (puma) is the source of this 2947-nucleotide messenger RNA. RefSeq names its product BACH transcriptional regulator 2 (gene BACH2). Gene Ontology annotation, biological process: regulation of transcription by RNA polymerase II. The record is from RefSeq and is a predicted model, not a curated record. Lineage: Eukaryota; Metazoa; Chordata; Mammalia; Carnivora; Felidae. Gene Ontology annotation, molecular function: RNA polymerase II cis-regulatory region sequence-specific DNA binding; protein binding; DNA-binding transcription factor activity, RNA polymerase II-specific.
AUGUCAUGCAGAUUGAAUGCAGAGGCCAACGUGUGUGUGUGUGUGUGCGCGCGCGUGCGCACGCGUGUGCUUUAAAGCCCCACUCCCAGAAUAUGAAGUGAGUGUGAAGGGCGCCACAAUAACCCUGGAUCUGUCAAGAAUGUACCUAUUUUUAACAAACUGGAUCAAGUGUCAGCACUCAAUAGGAGAUGAAGAAGGGGGUAGAAACUGUUCUACGGAUCCAGCGGAUGGUAAACGGCCCUCUGGCAUGUUUACAGUACAGCUGUGCUUCCUUAAUGGCUCUGCCCCUGCCAUGCCAGUGCAGCUGUCUGCUUCGGGAAGUGAGGUCUACAGCAACGAGGAGAAUCUUCCAGAGCUGCCUCGCACUGUGACAUGUCUGAGCCCUUGCUCCAGUCCCUGCAACAUGAACAAGGGUGUGAACGGCAUGUCUGUGGAUGAGAAGCCUGACUCCCCCAUGUAUGUGUAUGAGUCCACAGUCCACUGCACCAACAUCCUCCUGGGCCUCAAUGACCAACGGAAAAAGGAUAUUCUCUGUGACGUGACUCUGAUCGUGGAAAGGAAGGAGUUCCGGGCCCACCGGGCUGUGCUGGCCGCAUGCAGUGAAUACUUCUGGCAGGCGCUGGUUGGACAGACGAAAAAUGACUUGGUGGUCAGCUUGCCUGAGGAGGUCACGGCCAGGGGCUUCGGGCCGCUGUUACAGUUUGCCUACACCGCCAAGCUAUUACUCAGCAGAGAAAACAUCCGCGAGGUCAUCCGCUGCGCCGAGUUCCUGCGCAUGCAUAACCUGGAGGACUCCUGCUUCAGCUUCCUGCAGACCCAGCUCCUGAACAGCGAGGAUGGCCUGUUCGUGUGCCGUAAGGACGCUGCGUGCCCCCGCGCGCACGAGGACCGUGAGAACUCCGCGGGGGAGGAGGAGGAGGAAGAGGAGGAGACGAUGGACUCGGACACGGCCAAGGUGGCUUGCCCCAGGGACCAGAUGCUUCCAGACCCCAUCAGCUUUGAGGCCGCUGCCAUCCCAGUAGCAGAGAAGGAAGAAGCUUUGCUGCCCGAGUCCGAUGUGCCGCCCGACAGCAAGGAGAGCUCCGAGAAGGACGCGUUAAGGCAGUACCCCAGAUACAAGAAAUACCAGCUUGCAUGUACCAAGAAUGUCUAUAAUGCAUCAUCACACAGUACCUCAGGUUUUGCAAGCACAUUCAGUGAAGAUAACUCUGGCAACAGCCUCAAGCCGGGGCUUGCCAUGGGGCAGAUUAAAAGUGAGCCGCCCAGUGAAGAGAACGAGGAAGAGAGCAUCGCGCUCUGCCUGUCCGGAGAUGAGCCUGACAUCAAGGACAGAGCGGGGGACGUCGAAAUGGACCGGAAACAGCCCAGCCCUGCCCCCGCCCCCGCCCCCCCUGCCGGGGCCACCUGCCUGGAGAGAUCCGGGAGUGUGUCCUCCCCCUCCUGCUUAAGGUCUCUGUUCAUAACAAAAAGUGUGGAGUUGUCUGGCCUGCCCGGUACCUCUCAGCAGCACUUUGCCAGGAGUUCAGCGUGCCCUUUUGACAAGGGGAUCACUCAGGGUGACCUUAAAACUGACUACACCCCUUUCCCGGGGAGUUACGGACAGCCCCACCUGGGCCAGAAGGACGUGUCCAACUUCACCAUGGGGUCGCCCCUCAAGGGGCCUGGGUUGGAGGCUCUCUGUAAACAGGAAGGAGAGCUGGACCGGAGAAGUGUGAUCUUCUCCUCGAGCGCUUGUGACCAAGUGAGCACUGCGGUGCAUUCAUAUUCUGGGGUAAGCAGUUUGGACAAAGACCUCUCUGAGCCGGUGCCAAAGGGUCUGUGGGUGGGGGCUGGCCAGUCCCUCCCCAGCUCACAGGCCUACUCCCACGGUGGGCUGAUGGCUGACCAUUUGCCAGGAAGGAUACGGCCCAACACUAGCUGCCCGGUGCCAAUCAAAGUCUGCCCUCGCUCGCCCCCCUUGGAGACCAGGACCAGGACCUCCAGCUCGUGCUCUUCCUAUUCCUACGCAGAGGACGGGAGUGGGGGCUCACCCUGCAGCCUCCCUCUCUGUGAGUUCUCCUCCUCGCCCUGUUCCCAGGGAGCCAGAUUCCUUGCCACAGAACAUCAGGAACCAGGCCUGAUGGGAGAUGGAAUGUACAACCAAGUCCGACCCCAAAUUAAAUGUGAGCAGUCUUAUGGAACCAACUCCAGCGACGAAUCCGGAUCGUUCUCGGAAGCAGACAGUGAGUCGUGUCCUGUGCAGGACAGGGGCCAGGAGGUCAAACUUCCCUUUCCUGUAGAUCAAAUCACAGAUCUUCCAAGGAAUGAUUUCCAGAUGAUGAUUAAGAUGCACAAGCUAACCUCAGAACAGUUAGAGUUCAUUCACGACGUCCGACGGCGCAGCAAGAACCGCAUCGCGGCCCAGCGCUGCCGCAAGAGGAAACUGGACUGUAUUCAGAACUUAGAAUGUGAAAUCCGCAAAUUGGUGUGUGAGAAAGAGAAGCUGUUGUCAGAGAGGAACCAGCUGAAAGCCUGCAUGGGGGAGCUGCUGGACAACUUCUCCUGCCUUUCCCAGGAAGUGUGCCGCGACAUCCAGAGCCCCGAGCAGAUCCAGGCCCUGCACCGGUACUGCCCCGUCCUCAGACCCGUGGGCCUCCCCGCAGCCUCCAGUAUUAACCCUGCGCCCUUGAGCGUGGAGCAGAACCUGGCCGCCUCCCAGGGCGCGGUGGGGGAAAGCGCCCCCUGCUGCCUGGAGCCGGGAGCGGCUCCCCCCGGGCCCCCCUGGGUGCCCGGCAACACCUCGGAAAACUGUACUUCCGGGAGGAGGCCGGAAGGCGCUGACCCCGGAACCUUCUCGGAGAGAGGGCCUCCUCUUGAAUCCAGGAGCCAGACGGUGACCGUGGAUUUCUGCCAGGAAAUGACCGAUAAGUGUACGACCGACGAACAGCCCAGGAAAGAUUACACCUAG